Hevea brasiliensis (rubber tree) is the source of this 1164-nucleotide messenger RNA. RefSeq names its product auxin-induced protein 22D. The coding region runs from base 168 to 749 and encodes 193 amino acids. The record is from RefSeq and is a predicted model, not a curated record. Gene Ontology annotation, molecular function: protein binding. Lineage: Eukaryota; Viridiplantae; Streptophyta; Magnoliopsida; Malpighiales; Euphorbiaceae. Gene Ontology annotation, biological process: regulation of DNA-templated transcription. The transcript is spliced from 4 exons. Gene Ontology annotation, cellular component: nucleus.
UAAAAUCAAUUGUCCAUUGCGCCUUUAUCAUCAAUCCAAGUUUCCCUUAAAAAUCUGAUUCGAAAACACAAGAAAAUUUUCCUGGAAAAUCUAGUUCUAAAUCAAAGUUUUCAGUAAAGGGUACCUUAAUUAACAGAAGUUGUAACUAACAGAAUCGGUUUGAAUCAAUGGCAUACGAAGGCGAUCUCAAUCUGAAGGCGACAGAGCUAAGGUUAGGGUUGCCAGGGAGCGAUGAACCUCGGAAAAAAUCCACUCCUAGUGUAAGGAGCAACAAAAGGGCCUCACCAGAAAUAUCAGAGGAGUCUAGGACCAGAAGCAAUUCUAGUGCAUCGAUUGCUGAAAAUGGUGACAGGGAUAUUUGUGCACCUCCGGCCAAGGCACAAGUCGUGGGAUGGCCGCCGAUCAGAUCUUAUAGGAAAAAUUGCUUUCAAACGCAGCAAAAUGAAGCUGAGGGUACUUGUAUGUACGUUAAAGUAAGCGUGGAUGGUGCUCCUUAUCUGAGAAAGAUUGAUCUUAAAGUGUACAAGAGUUACCCAGAGCUCCUCAAGGCCUUGGAGAACAUGUUCAAGCUAACUAUUGGUGAGUACUCAGAGAGAGAAGGGUACAAUGGAUCUAACUAUUCUCCUACUUAUGAAGACAAAGAUGGUGACUGGAUGCUUGUUGGAGAUGUUCCAUGGGAAAUGUUUAUUUAUUCCUGCAAGAGGCUGAGAAUUGUGAGAGGAUCAGAAGGUAGAGGAUUGAGGCAUUGAGCUGUUCAUAGAAAGCUGGAGAACAUAUAAUCAUAUAUCUACCAAGAUGCAGCUAAAAAACACAGUGAUUCAGAGGAACAGACAUUAGUCUUGUGUUCCGCGAGAAGUCAGGUCUCUUGGAGAUUACAGGAGCAGAUUGAUCAGAUCAUUUUGGAAUUUUGGCUUUCGUCCUCUGGAUUUUUGAUCUUAUUAAUUUAAAGUUUAUAUACUGGGAAAAUAAUGAAGCAGCAAAAUUUUCGAGAUUCAAUUGUACAAAGGGGAAAAAAAAGCAUUAUUACUUUAUCUUUACAUCUCGAUAUGUAUCAUUUAGGAAUACAAAGACAGAAUUAUACUAUUUUCUUUUUUCGAGAAUUAAAUGCAUUUCAAUGAUAAAAAAUAAUAAUAUAAUGAAGAUACAUGUUACCAUUACACAAAA